AUGGGGAACACACACCCCACUACCUCCGCGUCCACCUUCACUGAUGCAGACGAUGAAGUGUUGACGGAAGCCCUGGACGCGCAUUUGCACCAACUGGUCGCCUACGCGCACUCAGCCGACACUUCGCUCCAGCGAGAAGUGGCCGAGAAAUUGGCCAAUGAGGCGGUGAAACCUGAUCGGCAGGUGCAGAUUGUGGAACUAAACGGACUGCAGCUGCUGCUGCCACUGACCAAGUCGACGGACACGGAGGUGCAACGACUUGCAGCGCACGCUCUUGCCAACCUCUCGGUCAAUUCGGAGAAUCAGUCGAAAAUGGCGACUGAAGGAGGCAUUGGGAUGCUCAUUGAUCUCUUGAGCAGCUCGAACGAGCACGUUCAGCGCCAAGCGGCCAAGGCACUGGCUAACCUAGGCGUAAAUGUGGAUAACAAGGAGCGAAUCGCAAAGGCAGGCGGCAUCAAACCGCUCAUUGACUUGGCAAGCUCGCGGCAAAUAGGCGUCGCAGUUGAGGCUGUUGCGGCACUUGCAAAUUUGGCUGUCAAUGAUGCCAAUGAGGUCGAGAUCGCACGUAAAGGCGGCUUGAAGUCUAUCAUUGAUGGAGCACACUCAGAGUCGAUGGAGCUCCAAUCCCAAGUGGCACGUGCACUACGCAACCUUUCAGUCAACCCGGAGAACAAGCAAGCGAUUGUGGACUUGGGUGGUGUGAAGGCUCUGCAGUCACUUGUGCGCUCCACUAACGACCGGAUAUGCCAGCAAGCUACGCGGGCACUCGUGAAUCUGGGCGUCAACGUUGUCGACUAG
This is a messenger RNA of Peronospora matthiolae, 798 nucleotides long. Lineage: Eukaryota; Oomycota; Peronosporomycetes; Peronosporales; Peronosporaceae. The record is from the annotation of a GenBank genome assembly.